Planococcus citri (citrus mealybug) is the source of this 6693-nucleotide messenger RNA. RefSeq names its product plexin-A2-like. Gene Ontology annotation, cellular component: plasma membrane; semaphorin receptor complex. Gene Ontology annotation, biological process: regulation of cell shape; regulation of cell migration; semaphorin-plexin signaling pathway involved in axon guidance. The coding region runs from base 561 to 5999 and encodes 1812 amino acids. The transcript has 3 exons. Gene Ontology annotation, molecular function: protein binding; semaphorin receptor activity. The record is from RefSeq and is a predicted model, not a curated record. NCBI's taxonomy places the organism in Eukaryota, Metazoa, Arthropoda, Insecta, Hemiptera, Pseudococcidae.
AAACGUUGUGAAAUCGCGUAUUAUCUAUGUAGUUAAUUAAUACUUAUCGAGCAUAUGAAUAAAAAAUCUAGAUAAUCGUUAAAUCUAGUUUUUGUUCUGAUUUCGCGCCUCUAAAUUUGUCGCCAGCGCCGGGAAGUUAUUCAAAUCAGUUCGUCAGUACCUACAAUAAUUGCUGGAAAUGUUGGGCACUUGAGAGAGGCGUGCCAAAUUUUUCUCACAUCCAGAAAUCCUUUAGAAACAGCCAAGCUUCAGAAACUUAUGCAAGGGUCUCAGGAUUGGUCAAAUUUGAAGAAAAUCUGUUCAAGAUUAUUUAUAAUGAAAGUUGUAGCCAGUCAUCUAGUAAUGUUCAAUUUCUUCCCGCCUACAUACAGACUUAUUUCAUAUUGAUCAUGCCUAUCAAUGAAGAAACAUAUUUUUGACAUCGGCAGAAAUCACCAGACACUUCAGAGAGAACGAUUGCAUGCACCCAAAGAGUAAGAGUAAUUACUCAAGAUUUAUUCAAUAUCUUCAAAAAGUUGACCAAGUAUUGACGCUAUCAUAUUGCACCUAUUCAUCCAUUAAUGAUUUCGUGCGCAAUGUGCUUCAGACAAAAAUCAUUAGUUUUUUUGGCGAUUUUCAUUUUGAGUUUUAUAACAAAAAAUAUUGCAUUACUCCACGUAAACAAUACAUUUAAUUCUCCUGAUGGAACGCUUUUUAAUGGUCUAGUGGUAGAUAAAUUUAAAGGAAAUGUUUUCAUAGGCGGAAUCAACAGAUUGUAUCAGCUAUCACCCAAUUUAGAAUUGAAAGUCAAGAAGAAAGUUGAUAAUCAAAAUAAAAUAUUGCUCAUCGAUUAUGUAAAUUCACGAUUGAUAUCAUGUGGCGAUAAUCAGGGCGGUUGUGACAUAUAUGAUCAUACAAAUAUAAGUAACAAACUAUUUUCCAUCGCCGAACCAGUAGUCACUAAGGAUGAAAAUACAUCCUCUACUGCAUUCAUUGCAUACCAUGAGCCAACGAAAAAGGCGUCAUCAUUGAGACUUUAUGUGGGUGUCACAUAUAAUGGUAACUCUGCUAAUCGAUCUAAGCUACCAGUCAUUGCUGCCAGAAGUUUGGUAAAGAAUAGUUCACUCAAAAUCAAUACUACAAACAUUUCAGUAAAUCCCCGAUAUCAGGACACGUACGUUGUAAAUCAUGUAUAUGGGUUCAACUCCGGACCAUGCAAAUAUUUUCUAACUACGCAGAAAAAUUCAACAACUCCUUCAUUUUCUUAUGUCUCAAAAAUAAUACGAAUAUGUGAUGGAAAUGCUAAUCUGUACAUGGAGAUUCCAAUCCAAUGCAUUGAUAAGAAACACAAGGUUUAUAAUUUGGUGCAAACCGGGUUUUUUGGCAAACCGGGCCUAGACUUAGCUAAUGCCUUGGAUAUCGAGUUGCAAGAUGACGUGCUUUUUGCAGUUUUUGCCCCAAGUGAAAAAUCAGUAGGGGAAGAUUCGGAUAAACCGAGUAAUCACAGCGCAUUGUGUGUAUUUUCACUGCAGACUAUCAACAAUAAAUUCGUUCAGAAUAUGCAACAAUGUGUGACUGGAAAAGGAUAUCACGGGUGGCAAUCUAUGCCAUUAGAUCAACCAUGCACUGUAAAGAAUGAUGAUACUUUUGAUGCAAAUUCUUGCUGGGAAAAUGUGAAUAUGUCUCUCAGUGGUGUCAAACCAAUAUUUAAGAUGGCAUCGAUAACAUUGGACAUGAUUUUAACAGCCAUCAAUGUCACAUCUAUUGAUAGAUUCACAGUUGUGUUCGCUGGAACAAAUACUGGUCAUUUAAAAAAACUUGUAGUAAAACAUUCAUGUUCAGCUGCAGAAUAUCAUGAUGAGGCAAUUGAAGAAAAAUCUAGAGUACAUUCUAUACAACUAGAUCCAAAGGGAGAACAUAUGUAUAUUUUGACUAAUUACAAAUUAAGUAAGAUCAAAGUACACAACUGCCAUGUGCUCCAAACUGAUGCAGACUGUUUGGAAGCUCAUGAUCCCUACUGUGGUUGGUGUAUGCGUGAGAAGAACUGCACUUUGUAUGAUGAAUGUAACACUGCAAAAAAUGAUUCAUCAUUAUGGGUUCCAUAUGAUUUUAAAACAGAUUUUUCAAAUGUGCAAAUCAAUCCAGAAUUCUUGCAAAGAAAUAAUUUCAAGGAUUUAGUUUUGCAAAUGCCAAACUUACCACCAUUCAAAGAUGUUCAUUGUGUAUUUACUUUCUCACAGAAUGAUUUCGCCAUCAAUGGCACUUCAGUUGAAGAGUUUGUCAUUAAUGGAACUGUAGUUAAUGAUAAAGUGCGCUGUCCUUCCCCCAAUUCAGAAUCACUACCAUGGGCAUCUACUAAGCCCAAAAUUAAAGGGAGGUUAAGCAUCAAAACUACCACAAUGUUGAAUAUUUUCAGCAAAAAAUAUACAUUUUUUGAUUGUAACUUCUUCACGUCUUGUAUAUCAUGCAUUGAUCAGUCAAAAUAUCAAUGUCAUUGGAAUGUAACAGAGUCUUCCUGUGUUUAUGAUUCAAUGCACAACUGCCAGCAUGAUAAUACCAAAUAUAAUGUAAUUUAUGAUCGUGAACAUUGUCCUAUUGUCAGUAUAAAGAGUGAUGGAUCACCAAAUGUUUUGAUUCCAAAUGGUUCUCCAAAGAUCAUCAAAGCUGAAAUUUGCAGAUCUAGCCAGUUCAAGCCAGAUUUCCCAUAUCAGUGUCAUUUCACAAUUGAAAACAAAACAAUAGUAGUGAAUGCAAAAUUACAAGGUAAAAUAAUAACAUGUGAAGAAACUGAUUUCACAUAUGCAUUUGAAACACCAAACAUACCUGUUACUUUUGCAGUCAUGAGAAACUACUCUAAGGAACCUAUAAGCGAGCCUGACACAAAAACAAUAAUCAUAUAUAAAUGCAGACUGAUGGCUAGUAACUAUAAGACAUGUUCAACUUUAGAUAAGAAAUAUGCCUGUGGUUGGUGUAAAAGUUCAAAUCAAUGUGAUGUAGAAACGUUCUGUGAUGUUGACUCUCCUUCAGAGUAUUGGUUAGGCUAUGAUGAAGUGUAUCCCAACUUGUCAAUUGUAUAUUUCACGCCUAAAUUUGGACCAUAUGACGGAGGCACUAAUGUAACAAUUCGAAAUCAUAACAUUGCCUGCCCAUUUAAUCAAAUUGAAGGCACUAUAACAGUUGCUGGUGCUAGCUGUGAACCAAUUAAUGAUUCCUGUGUUUCAAAUCAAUCAAUUAUGUGCCAUAUGAGUAGCACUAAAAUGCCACUCACUAAUACUACACAAGGUCCAGUUAUAGUUAGAACACAAGGUUACAGUAUUACAUCUGAAACAAAUUACACCAUUGUCAAUCCAAAAAUACACAAUUUCUCUCCAACACAAGGUCCAACAACAGGUGGUACCGAGCUGAUUGUUCAUGGUGAAUAUAUGAAUGCUGGAAAUAAAGUUGCAGUAUGGAUCAACGACUUGCCUUGUAUUGUAUUCUACAGAAAUUCCGAAAUGGUGAAAUGUCACACUAUUGCAACUAAAUGGAGAAUUAGAGGCCACAUCAGAGUGAAAUUUGGUGAUAUUUCUCGCAUGUUUGAUGAAUACCUUUACCAUUACAAGUUUGUGGAUGAUUUACCUAUUGGAAGCAACAAUGAAUUUCUGCCCCAAGGUACUCCACAUGGUGGUAAUCAUAUAUUAGUUCGUGAUGUAGAUUUGAGAUCAGUUUUCAGGGUGGUCAUUCGAGUAUAUUCACAAUCGAAUCAGAAAAAUUCAGCAAACUUUCAUGAUGGAGAAUGUAUAAAGGUUAAUGAUACUUUUAUGAAUUGUGUUUCACCACCUUUACCAGACAUUAAAAAUUGCUCAAUUGACUUUAAUGCAGUAGAAUAUCCAGUAUUUCUAUCUUAUAGCUUUUUGAGAAUUUUGCCAAAUAAUACUAUAGAAUCGUCAGUGCUUUUAAAUAGAAAAUAUCCCAAAUUCUUCUUGUACUGCCAGCCUGUGUUCAACCAUGCUUGGAUUAAGCAGCAACUAAACAAAUCACCAGAGAACACACCAUUUUUCUGGAAAAUAACUUGUGCAGCAGUAACAGCUCUCUUUUUUACCAUUUCAGUUCUACUGUUUUACAAGAGAUGGAAAAGAGGUAAUGUGAUGAAGGAAAUGCGAGGUGAACUGGAUAGAUUGGAGUUAUGUGUAGCUGCAGAAUGCAAAGAAGCAUUUGCAGAGUUGCAAACUGAAAUAUCUGAUUCGAGAAUUAGUGGCAUGCCAGAUACUUUACCUUUCUGGGACUAUCGCAUGUAUGUGAUGAAAGUUCUGUUUCCAAAUACCCACAAUCAUUCCAUCCUACUCUGUGAUACACCAGAACUGAUUGGCAAAGAAAAACAAUUGCGAUUAUUUCAUCAAUUGCUCACUAAUAAAACAUUUCUGGUACUUUACAUCAAAACAUUAGAAAGUUGUGAAAGUUUCUCCAUGAAUGAUCGAGUAUAUGUUGCCUCAAUGCUGAUGAUAAGUUUACAAAACGAAAUGGAAUAUUGCACCGAUAUCAUCAAAACGUUGCUAGAAUCAUUGAUAGACAAAUACUUGAGAGGUACCCAUCACCCUAAACUUUUGCUUCGUCGAUCUGAAAGUAUAGUAGAAAAAAUGCUUUCUGCAUGGUUAUCAUUCUUGCUGUAUAAAUUCCUUCAAGAAUGCGCGGGAAAACCAUUAUUCACAUUAUUCAAAGGAAUAAAACAACAAGUAAACAAAGGUCCUAUUGAUGAAAUUACCUCUGAAGCUCGAUACUCCCUGAGUGAAGAUAAACUCAUUCGACAGCAUAUUGACUAUUGUACCUUGACUGUCUAUGUCAGUGUGCCUCGAGUUACUGCUCUUGAUACUGGAUUAGAAUCGGCUGUGGAAAAUAUACCUAUCAUAAUGCUAGAUUGUGAUACAAUUUCCCAAGCUAAAGAGAAAGCUGUGAAUGGUAUAUAUUUUGCUAUUAAUUACAGCAAACGUCCCAAACCAGCCGAAUUAGAUUUCAUAUUGGUGACUGAUUCACCCAAUGGCAAAACUUUGAAAGACAUUGACGCUUCUUCUGAAAUUGAAGGAGAAUGGAGAAAGCGAAACACUUUGCAUCAUUAUGGAGUCACUGAUGGUAGUAAACUUAAUCUAGAGUUACUCAAAGAGGUGCCUUCUUGUCGGCCUUCAGUAAUAUCAUUCAAUGGAGAACGCGUGUUUUCAUGUGAAAAACUGAAAAGUUCCAUAAUUGAAUGCGCUAGUCCAAAAUUAUGCAGAGCAAAAUAUAAAUUGAUCCCAGAAAGUGAUGCAUAUUAUAAAGAGUGGCAUCUGGUAAAACCCAAUCAUAUCAAUGACCAUCAUGUAUAUCAAGAUGGCACUAAUAUGAUGUCAGAGAUUUACCUAACUAGGCUACUGUCCACCAAAUGUACAUUGCAAAAAUUCGUUGAUAAUUUAUUCGAAGUUAUAUUGAGCAAUAAACGUCAAAGCAGUUGUUUUCCAGUAGCUAUUAAAUACAUGUUUGAUUUUCUGGACGAUCAAGCCUCACAACACGCCAUCUCCGAUCCGGAAGUUGUGCACACUUGGAAAAAUAACUGCUUGCCUUUACGAUUUUGGGUGAACUUGAUUAAAAAUCCUGAUUUUUUAUUUGAUAUUCAUAAAUCAAGCAUAAUUGAUUCUUGUCUUAGUGUGGUCGCUCAAGCUUUUAUGGAUUCGUUUUCAGUUGGAGAACAUCGUCUGGGCAAAGAGUCACCUACUUCGAAAUUGCUCUAUGCCAAAGAUAUUCCGUUUUAUAAGGAGUGGGUGAAGAAAUAUUAUGCAGAUAAUAAAGCCAUGCCUGCUAUAACACGCGAGAGCAUAAAUUCAGUGUUGGCAAAAGAGUCGCAACUACAUUGUUUGGAUUUUAAUACAAACGCAGCCAUUUAUGAAUUAUACAAAUUUGCUUUGAAGUACAAAAAUCGAUUGAUUUCUGAAUUAAGGGAUGAUGAAUAUUCGCAGAAGUUUAAUUUAGCAGAAAAGCUGAAGCAAGUAUUAGAAGCAUUGACGACUAAUUGAGUGGCGUGGUUUUUGCGUAAAAUUCAAAAUAAUCAUUAUCGUGAGCUGAAAAAAUAUCAUUUUUGCGAAUCUACCUGAUUAAGCCAUUCGAUCCAGCAUCUCAAAUCGCACUUGGGACAGUUGGUUCAAAUUGUUCGAUUUUUGGUUCUCAGUGCUUGAAUUCAGAAAACCGCUUGUUUUCAAUAAUGAUUCUACUUCGUUUACCUCGGCUCCCAUCCCAAACCAUUAGGCUUCUGACUCAAGUGUACAACUUUGUACCUAUCUAUCGAAAUUUCAGUGAAACCGAUUUUUUUUCUUCGCCUCAACCGACAUAAUGUUACUUACAAGCAUUAAAAAUUUUAUUGUAUGCGUGUAAAUAUUCAUUUUUUGAUACUUGCAUAAAAAAUUUCAAUUCAAUAUUUCCUAUUAUGUAAUAAGGUAGUAUAUUAAGCACCCAAAUUUAAAUUAUAAGAAUUAUUAAAAUAGUUACGUAGACCUACGCUUUUUUUGAUAAAUUUUGAUAAAUAUAAAAUGACUAGGUACACAAUAUGAUAUUUAUUUAAGAUUGUAGUACAUAUCGUAGGUACUUACUGUAUAGUUUUUCUCGAGAUCCUGAGAUCCGUUUGUCAGAUUUUACUCAAGUACUUAUUUUUUUCUCUGAAAUAUUUUAAAAGCAUUUAAGCAUAAUUUCUGUAGAUAUUUUGAAUUGUUUCUA